AUGGCGACCGUGGAGACCAUGGCCACGCCGUCUUUGGCUGAGAAGCUCGACAAGAUCAAGUCGCCCGGCCUACAGAGCCAGAAACGUACUGUGGUUGUGCUCCAUGCCGUCGAGUCGACUCUCAAGGAACAAAACACUGAACCCACCCCGACCGGAUACUUUGCCGCCCUCCUCGCCCUCCUCCAAAACGCCAACAGCAGCGGCAGCGUCAACACCGAACUCGCCGGACCCGCCGUGUAUCUCCUCGAUGUGGUGACGCCGUACGCCCCGGACGCGCUGCUGCGCUCCAAAUUCACGCCGAUCCUGACGCUCCUCGCGCCGGUGCUGCUGCUGCCCGACGCGGAGCCGAUCCUGCUGCGCACGUCGAUUGGCUGCCUCGAAUCGCUGCUGCUCGCGCAGGACGCGGCCUCGUGGGAGCUGUCGGCCGCGCAGGUGAGCCCGCGCCGCGCCGUGGCCGGCCUGCUCAACCUGGCGCUCGAGGCGCGCCCCAAGGUGCGCCGCCGCGCCCCGGCGCUCGACCACCCGGCCGCCGACAUGUGCGCCCAGACCGCGCUCAAGACCCUCGAGGCGCUCGCCGCGCAGGCGCUUGCCGCGCGCAAGGGGAAGAAGGCGCCGGGGGCGGCGACGAAUGACCCGGAGCUGAUCCACGCCCUGCAUCUUAUCAAGACGGUGGCGGCGGCGAGUGGUGGCUGGCCGAGCACAAAGAUUGAGUCGCUCUGCGAGCUGCUCUUGAAUAUUGCCAAGACUGGCAACGAGUACAUGACUAUGGCGGUGUUUGAGAUUUUUGAGCUGAUUUUUGAGGGCAUGAGCGAGGAGGUGUCAUCGGCCAAGCUGCCGCGACUGAUGGAAAUCAUCUCGGAGCUGCGACCGGCUGCCAACGACACCCAGCUGGUCCCGCCUUGGUUGGCCAUCCUCUCGCGUGGAUACGACGUCUCUGCCCAGGUUGAACCGGAAGACACUUUCCAGAACCUCCCGGAUCUGUUCAACAUGGUUGCGCAGUUCCUUGAGUCACAGUCCGAAAACAUUCGCAUAUCUGCUUCGGAGUGCUUGAUUUCCUUCAUGGCCAACUGCAUUCCUCAGCAAGUUAUUAUCGACCCCUCAAUAUACGACGAAAAGACUCUCGAAAAGAUUGCCAAGACGGCCGAAUCUCUCCUCACUGUCCAGUUCCAGGCCGCCUGGCUGCAGACCUUCAACGUCCUCGCCGCCAUGUUCCUGUCUCUGCGCUGGCGAGCCAACCCGAUCCUGCUGAGCGUGACCAAGACGAUUGGCGAGAUUCGCGAAAACUCGUCUUUCCGCAAUAAGAAGGAGGCCGACGAGGUGAUUGGACAGGCCGUCCGCGCCAUGGGUCCCGAGGCUGUUCUCUUCGUGCUGCCGCUGAACCUUGUCAAGCCUGUCAAGGGCCAGGCCGGCCGCGCUUGGCUGCUGCCCAUUCUCCGUGACUACACGAGCAACACCAAUCUGGCCCAUUUCAAGAGCGAAUUGGUGCCCCUGAGCGAGGUCAUGUUCCAGCGCGUGCUGGAGCAUGGCGACGCCCCCAAGACAAUGGAGAUUAAGAUUUACGAGACGCUCGUUCAGCAAGUGUGGUCCAUCCUGCCCGGUUACUGUGACCUGCCUCUGGACCUGACCGAGGCGUUUGACCAAGGCUUUGCCGAACUGAUUGCCAACAUCCUCUACAAGCAGACGGAGCUGCGCCUCGACGUCUGUCGCGCCCUCAAGACGCUGAUUGAGUCAAAUCAGGCCCUCUCGACCGUUGCUGACGACGAGGACGACUUUCUGCUGCAAGCUCGCGUGAGCAAGGAGACAGCUGCCAAGAACCUCACCUACCUCGGCCAAUUUUCCGGCAACAUGCUCGCCGUGCUCUUCAAUGUAUACACCCAGACACUCCCCCAGACCCGGGGCCCCAUCCUACAGACGGUCAACGCUUUCCUCAGCAUCACACCCAAGCAGGAGCUCAUGGACACCUUUGACCGCGUGAGCAAGAUGCUCGCCACUGAGAUUGAGACACUGGCGACGAACGACAAGGAGAAGGGCCACAAGGGCCAGCAAAAGAGCAAGGACCACAUGCCGUCGACCGCACAGACGCUCAUGGACCUGGUUAUCACCAUGUCAGCGUACCUGCCGCGCGAGAGCUUCGCCACGCUCUUUGAGAUUGCCUCCCUCAUCAUCAACCGCGACGACGAGCCGCAGCUGCAGAAGAAGGCGUACAAGCUAAUACCGCGCCUGGCAACCUCAGAGCUGGGCAAGGCGGCGCUCGAGGCGCGCAGUGUCGAGCUGCAGCAGCUCCUCAUCGCCAGCACCGACAAAGUGUCGGUGCCGGCGCGCCGUGACCGCCUCACCGCCAUAACCGCCCUCCUGCCCUACGUCCCCGACACCCAGCUGCACUUUAUCCCGUCAGUGCUAAGUGAGGUCGUCAUCUGCUGCAAGGAGAACAAUGAGCGCGCACGCGAGACGGCCUACGAGCUGCUCGUGCAAAUGGGCGCGCGCAUGGCCACCGCCAACGAUGCGCCCAUUGACAACAGCAAAGUCCCGCACAUGCCCGGGGACGCACCCGCAGGCACGGCCAAUAUCGAAGAGUUCUUCACCAUGGUCAGCGCGGGUCUCGCCGGCAGCACGCCGCACAUGAUUUCCGCCAGCAUCACCGCCAUCAGCCGGCUACUGUACGAGUACCGCGCGGGCCUGAGCGAGCAAACGCUGUCAGACCUGGUGCAGACGAUGGACCUCUUCCUCACCUCCAAUAAUCGCGAAAUCGUCAAGAGCUGUCUGGGCUUCGUCAAGGUAUGCGUCAUUGGCCUGCCGGUGGAGCUGAUGCGUCCGCGCCUCGCCACGCUCGUGCCCAACCUGCUGGUCUGGAGCCACGAGCACAAGGGCCACUUCAAAGCCAAGGUCAAGCACAUUCUCGAGCGCCUGGUCCGCCGCUUUGGCUACGACGGCGUGCAGCAGCACUGCCCCGAGGCCGACCGCAAGCUCAUUGCCAACAUCCGCAAGUCCAAGGAGCGCGCCAAGAAGAAGAAGGAGGCGGCCCGCGCGGGCGGCGACGACGAGAGCGACGAGGAAGGCGACGAGGACAACGGCAAGCAGAAGCAGCACUUUGACACCGAGUAUGACCGCGCCAUUUACAGCAGCGAGUCGGAAGGCGACGACGAUGAUAAGGAGGACGCGGACGAAGCGCCCCGGCAGAAGAAGAAGACGCAAAAGGGCGGCAAGACGUACAUUCUCGAAGACGACGACGAGCCGCUCGACUUGCUCGAUAAAAAGGCCCUCGCCAACAUCUCCUCCACAAAGCCCUCCAAGGCCCGCCAACCACACAAAAAGUCCAAGGCCAAGGUCGACCUCGACGGCAAGCUCAUCCUCGGCAAAGACGACGCCACCGACGAAAACGCCAUGGAGAUUGACCAGCCCCAAGAAGCCGGCUCCGGCGUCGGCGCGUACGUGGCUGCCAUCAAGGGCAAGGACGCCGGGCGCCGCGGCCGCGGUGGCCAGCUCAAGUUCUCCAACCGCCGCUCCCGCGACGACAAUGACGACGACGACGAGGAUGGCGGCGUGACGCUCAUGGAUGACAAGGCGGCCGUCAUGGUCAAGAACAAAAUCAGCCCCGGCAAAGGUGGCGACCGAGGCCGUGGCGGUCGCGGCGGCUUCAGAGGCAGAGGUGGUGGUGGUGGUGGGAGAGGCGCACGUUCGGGACGCGGUGGUAUCUCGAAUGGUAGACGAGGGUUGGGCGUGGAAAAGAGCCACGGGCCGACAGGGGCGAAUGGGAUUGCCAAAGGUCGACGAGGAGGUCGGAGCUAG
This is a messenger RNA of Cordyceps militaris CM01, 3786 nucleotides long. Its product is annotated as ribosomal RNA-processing protein 12. Bases 1 to 3786 code for a protein of 1261 amino acids. Lineage: Eukaryota; Fungi; Ascomycota; Sordariomycetes; Hypocreales; Cordycipitaceae. The transcript is spliced from 3 exons. The record is from RefSeq and is a predicted model, not a curated record.